AGCCUUGAAAACAUCUUGGGUAAGCACUGCGCGGACGAAAAGUUGCGCAAGGUGAUUGUCGAGAUGCUCGAUUGCUGCGCGGAUAUCACCGAGGCGUUGCGCUCGGCGCUCGUCACCGUGGAGGGGAGCGCGAACACCUUUGGUGACGCGCAACUUUCCGUGGACGUGAUCGCGGAUAACCUCAUGUGGGAUUGCGUGAAGAGCUCUGAAACUGUGGCGUACGGUGCGUCCGAAGAAGAGCCGGAAGUUGUGCAGUGCAACCCGAACGGCGAGUACACCGUGUGCUGGGACCCGCUCGACGGCUCCUCCAUCGUCGACAACAACUGGGCCGUCGGUACCAUCAUCGGUAUCUGGGACUCGACCUCCGGGACUGGCGCCGACGGUUUGCUCGGUGCCACCGGCCGCGACCAGCGCACGUCUCUCGUCGCGCUUUACGGUCCGCGUACCACCGUCAUCGUCGCCCUCGACGACGGCGUCUACGAAUUCUCCUACGGCUGCACGCCGGAGGGUUGCCAACUUCCGGACGGCUCCUUCGAGCCGUGGAUCUGCUCCCGCAUGAACAUUAAGAUCAACGAAACCUCCAAGAUCUUCUCUCCGGCGAACAUGCGCGCCGCGCAAGACACCGAAGGCUACAAGAAGUUGUUGGACUACUACAUGGACGAACGCUACACGCUCCGCUACUCUGGCGGCCUCGUCCCGGAUGUGUACCAGCAAUUCACCAAGAACCAAGGUGUGUUCUCCAACCCGACCUCCGCCAAAUCCCCGGCCAAGCUUCGCCUCGCGUUCGAAGCCGCGCCGUUCGGUUUGCUCGUCGAAAAGUCUGGUGGUAAGACGUCUGACGGCGUCACCGGCGGCUCCGUUUUGGACGUCCAAAUCAACACCGUUGACCAACGCACCGCGCUCUGCAUCGGCUCCGCCAAGGAAGUCGAACGCUUCAACGAGACGGUUCUCGGC
Ostreococcus lucimarinus CCE9901 is the source of this 954-nucleotide messenger RNA. RefSeq lists its product with no specific name. Gene Ontology annotation, cellular component: cytoplasm. Gene Ontology annotation, molecular function: fructose 1,6-bisphosphate 1-phosphatase activity. Gene Ontology annotation, biological process: sucrose biosynthetic process; fructose 1,6-bisphosphate metabolic process; fructose 6-phosphate metabolic process. The transcript has a single exon. The annotation marks the transcript as partial. The record is from RefSeq and is a predicted model, not a curated record. NCBI's taxonomy places the organism in Eukaryota, Viridiplantae, Chlorophyta, Mamiellophyceae, Mamiellales, Bathycoccaceae.